AUGUAUUCUGACUUCAGUGUUUUCUUAUUUGUUAUAUUCAUCUUUUUACCAAGACAAUCUAUUCAAGAGAAUUCUGAUCAGGUACAUCUUUUUCGCAAGAUACGUUCUAUUUCAUCCUUUGAUAUUGAUCAAGCUGAUAAUUCAACAAGCGAUGGUUCGACAAACUUCUUUCAAAAUGAACCUAUUCCACUUCCAUCAUCACUUGUCGAUGAUCUCACAACUCUGGCAUCGGCUGUUUAUAUUAUAUCAUUUAUUAUUGUAAUUUUUCUUCUACUUGCAUGGAUUACACAUUAUAAUGCACCGUGUUCGUCACUUAUUACGUCGGCUUUAAGUAAAAUUACAGGUUUACCUGAAUCAAUUGUUCAUUCAGUUGCUUUAUGUGGUGCUUGUUGUGUAUUGUGCGAGAAAACAUGGCUAUUUCGUCGUAUUCAUCAAUUUAACAUAUGGAUGUCAAAUAAAAUCACACAAUUCCUAUCUGGCACAUGCAAAGUCUUAUAUGAUACAAUCUGUCCAUGUUGUCGGCCGCCAGAUACACCCUCGAACCGAUCCAUUAUCGGAUCAUUGCCAGCUAGCAUCAUCGCAAUGAUACAUGUGUCAGAUAUUUCUCUUCUAACACCAUCUAGACCGACAGUUACAGUUGUAGAACCAAUUCCUGUUUCAUCGAACCCUAUCACUGUUGAGCCUCGAUUGGAAAAUCAGAAGCCCUCAUCAUCAAGCGCAACUCCUCCAGAAUCAAAUGUUGUUAUUCAUGAAAUAGAUGCCAAUAAACUAAAACGAACCAACAGCUCCAACCAGUCGUAUAGAAAAACUCCCAGAAAAUAA
This is a messenger RNA of Adineta ricciae, 822 nucleotides long. NCBI's taxonomy places the organism in Eukaryota, Metazoa, Rotifera, Eurotatoria, Adinetida, Adinetidae. The record is from the annotation of a GenBank genome assembly.